Messenger RNA from Symbiodinium sp. CCMP2456, 202 nucleotides. The record is from the annotation of a GenBank genome assembly. NCBI's taxonomy places the organism in Eukaryota, Dinophyceae, Suessiales, Symbiodiniaceae.
GCUUCGAGACCCAACGGCUGGCGAGGUCCCAACAACGUCCGCCGUGCGGUCUUUGGCAGCACGGAUGGCUUCUCUGUUGGUCUGAGCGCAGCCCAUGAGCCCGUGCCUUCGCGAACGCUGAAGGCGGCUUUCCGUGAAAUCGACCGGGACCAAGAUGGGCUCGUGAGCGCUCCGGAGAUUGUCCGAGCUCUGCGCCGCUGUG